CAAAGCAGAGGGAGGGAGCGCAGUGAAGAGGCAGGGAAGGAAAGAGCGGGCGAAGCAGCUAGAGAACGGGAGAUCGUUAACCCAAGAGCCGGAGCCAGAGCCGGACCCGGGGCUGGAGCCGUAGCUGCUGAAGCCGUAGUCUCUGGAGCAGGUGCAGCCAAGAGGCAGGGACUGCCGCCCCACCACGGGCUGCCCCCAAGAUGCCUGGCAUCAUGGUGAUCCUGGCGUGGUGUUUCCUACAAGUGGACAGCCGGCGCGCGGAGGUGCUCACCGGCCACAACAAUGGCAAUUUCUUGGACAGUGACAAAUGGCUGAGCACUGUCUCCCAGUACGACAGGGACAAGUAUUGGAACAGAUUCCGCGAUGAUGAUUAUUUCAGAAACUGGAAUCCAAGCAAGCCCUUUGACCAAGCUCUAGACCCAUCCAAAGAUCCCUGCUUGAAUGUGAAGUGCAGUCCCCACAAAGUGUGUGUAACUCAUGACUACCAGACAGCUGUGUGUGUGAGCCGCAAGCAGCUGAUGCAGAGUCUUAGGCAAAAGAAGGGGAACAUGGCCCACAAACACUGGACUGGAACUUCAAAUGUAGUCAAGUGCAAACCUUGCACAGCUUCUGCACACACCAGCCUUGUCUGCGGCUCAGAUGGCCACACCUACACCUCCAAGUGCAAGCUGGAGUUCCAUUCCUGUUCCUCCGGAAAAGGCUUCACAACCCAGUGUGAGGGACCCUGUCCAUGCCUCCCAGAGCCAGAACCUCCCAAGCACAAGACAGAGAAGAACAGCUGCACAGACAAGGAACUGAGGAAUCUUGCUUCCCGGCUGAAAGAUUGGUUUGGAACUCUUCAUGAGGAUGCGAAUCAUGUCAUCAAGCCCACAAGCUCAGACCCAGCACAAAGCAGGUUUGACACCAGCAUUCUGCCUAUCUGCAAGGACUCCCUGGGCUGGAUGUUCAACAAACUGGACAUGAACUAUGAUCUUUUGCUUGACCACUCAGAAAUCAAUGCCAUUUACCUUGACAAGUAUGAACCAUGCCUCAAACCCCUCUUCAAUUCUUGUGACUCCUUCAAAGAUGGGAAACUCUCAAACAAUGAAUGGUGCUAUUGCUUUCAGAAGCCAGGAGGUCUCCCUUGCCAGAAUGAAAUGAACAGGAUUCAGAAGCUAAGCAAGGGGAGAAGCCUGUUGGGGACAUUCAUUCCUCGCUGCAAUGAUGAAGGGUACUACAAAGCCACCCAGUGUCAUGGGAGCACGGGACAGUGCUGGUGUGUGGAUAAGUAUGGGAAUGAGCUGGCCGGUUCUAGGAAGCAAGGAGCUGUGAACUGUGAAGAAGAGCAAGAAACCUCAGGAGAUUUUGGCAGUGGAGGUGCUGUGGUUCUCCUGGAUGAUCUGGAAGAAGAACAAGGAGGGGCACGAAAGGACAAAGAUGGGAAACUGAAAAUUCAUGUAAGGGCAACGAAUGAAGACGAUGAAGAUGAGGAUGAUGACAAGGAGGAUGAGGUUGGCUAUAUAUGGUAGUCCCCUCAGGGCAAAGGACAUGUGUUUUGCACAAUAUCACAAGUCCGUCACAACUCAACAAUUGUAUCUAAAACCAUUAGACACAAAAUGUCUCCUCUCCACUGUUCUGUUCUGUACCCUGUGUAUAAUUUGGAAGACAGCUUUCCUUCUUUCUCAAAUGCUCCAAUUUUGAGUAUGGCUGUUUUGGGGAUGUGGAUUUUUUUUUCUUUCUUUAGGCUAGGGGACAACUGGAUUCACUUAAAGUCUCAUGCUCCUGGCUUCCCUUCUCCCCUUCAGGAGGAUUUCUCUCCACAAUUAGGUAGUUUAUAUGAAAUUCUGCCUGGGGAGGGAACCAGGUCCUCUGGAUGAAAGAAUGAACCCUGUUUUGCUUGUGCGCACUGGUAGUUCAUUAUGGCACAUUUUUUUUUUCUAUACCUGCUUGCGAUGGCUGGCUGCUUUUCUUGUGUACUGAAGAUGAUAUGGGGAAAAAUGAAAUGCCUCGUUGGAAUCUCCCCUCUUGCCUCCACUCCCCCUGCCCCCCAAAAAGCCCCUGAUGUUUAUCAUUACAAAUUGAUUCUCCUGUGCAUAGCUACUUCUGGCUUUCUAAAAACAAUGGCCUUAAUUCUGCCAAGAGCCCCUUUGGGGAGCCAUUCUCUUUGCUACAGAAUGGCUGCCAGAUGCCUGUCUCUCUCUCUCUAUAUUUAUGUAUGUAUAUAUAUCUAUAUAUUUGAGUAUGUGUGUGACACACACACACACACAUACUCACAUCCCUAUACAGGAAGAGAUAGUUGUUUAGAAUCAUUGGAGAACACAGUUGAGAAGUAAUUAAGAUGCCAGCCUGUCCAGACAAUUACUAUUUCCAGAAGGAAAAAAAAUCUGAAAUCUGUGUAGAAACUGUUUUUGCAUUAAUAGUUGGCACUUGUAACCUGCAGGCUGACGCAGUUUCUUCUCUCAGGCACCAGCAGGGCUGUUGAAAAUCUCUUUGAUUUUGAUAAGCCCCAGACUGCCUAAACAACUUCUCCUGCAGAAGCCAUGGAAUUCUCACUCUACUCAGCGUCCUAAGCUGUCUCUUUCAUAUCAUUUCACAGACUUCCUUAGGCAACUGUCUUGUUUACUGCCUCUCCUUUUCCUCCAAUUCUUCCUACAGGGCUUUCCUAAGGCAUAUCUAACACCCUCUUUUAAAAAAGUACAGUAUCGCAAUAUUUCAUUAAGAGAAGGCAAUUGAAGAUUUUGAGUUCAGUUUUGCAUUUGACCUGUUCCUCCAACAAGGCCAGAUCAUAUUCUACAAACAGCCUCAUAUGCCUUUACCAGUGAAGACUUGUGGACCAAAGAUACGACUGUGCCCAGUCUUCCAAGGACCUUUGCUCUAAUUGGACAUAGGGUAGGGCAGAGUUAUCAUACUCAGCAUCCUCUAGAGGGACUCCAGCUUUUUAUAUAUAUAAGGGCUGUGGUGGUAUAGCUUCAUGUAGAAUGCAGUGAGGUGUGAUAGUUACUGAAAAUAUACCAGUGGCUGGCCUCUAGACCCUGUGGGAAGGAAACCAGGGGUUUGGGGUUAAGAGAGAGAGAGAGUGAGAGAGCGCGAGAGCGCGAGAGAGAGAGAGAGAGAGAGAGAAUUCCACUCAUUAUGACCAACCUGUAGCCCAUACUUAUUCCUGUAUGAUUUUAGGAUGUGGCUUGAAGAUUGAAAUUGGAGUGUUAGGACUAGACAUAAACUGAUGCUAAACACUUUUGCUCAUAGUGCAUUUGAGGGGGAAAUAAAAUUCUUAGGAGCAGAAAGCUCUAAAGGAUAUCCUAGCUUCUAUAUUAUAAAUAUGCAGCCCACAAAAGGAUGCUCCAGGCAGUUUCUUACCACAUUGAUGUCUACUUAAAAAAAAAGAAAUAAUAAGAAAACAUACUUUUCUCAGUGUCUCAACUUUCAUUUAUGCCCCUGCCCUCAGUAGUGUUGGCAGUUAUUUAUCUUUGGCUGCCCAUCCCCAAAGGGAUCCACUGUCUGUAGGAUUGAUAAUGGGUUUCAUGCUUUGCCAAAAAAAUUUUUUUAAAGAAAUCAAAGGAUAGUGAAUCAAAAGGAAAUCUUCCUGACAUUUUCAUAAAAUUGGGGUUGUAAUUAAGGAGUAGGAAAAUUGAUUUAAAGAAUUGAAUUUUAAUCCCUUAUUUUUCUUUCUUAGAUACAGAUGAGCUUAGCUUUAUAAAGCUAGAAGUUUCUUCUAUACUGCUUUCCUCAUCCCAAGAGUUUUUUAUGAAAUUUUUAAAUCUCCACAAGUGGACAGAAGGGGAUUACUAAUACCACAUGCUUAUUGCAAACCCUGCAGAUCUUCAUCCCAUUCAGUCUUUAGAAUUGCUCUCUCUCUGCCUCUUGCAAUAGGGCUGGUCAAAGGGGUUUGAAAGCCCUUUAAAUAACAUUUUCUUUGCCCCACCAAAGACUUUCUUUCAACAUAGCCUUAACCAAUUUCUUGGCCAUCCUCUUCCCCAAUUGGAAGUGCUUAUUAUAUUUUCAUCAAUUCAACACCCUGCUUUAUGGGAAAACUAAUUGGCAGAUGAAGUCAAUACACCCUUUGGUGGUUUGCUGCCCUCUUCACUCGUGGUGUAGGCUAUAGCACUGCAUUUAAUAAGCUUGGUCAAAAAUUCAGUCAACCCACUAGUUUACUGGUCACUAUGAUACAAUUGGCUAACCUUUUGUCCCAUUUAAUUGAUUUUUUUUCCUUCAUCCAUCCCAGCUGGCUAAACUAACACUAUAACAUCCAAUGUUAUCUCUUCCUGCUUAUGACUAUAAUUUAUUCAGCUACUGAUGUGUGAGAACCAAGAACAACAUCUGUUGUUCUAAUAGAAUAUGUCUUGCUACGUGUGUCACAAAUUGCAGGACCAGGAAACUCCUGUUCUGAAAUCACAACCAAGCAGAGCCUUAAGAUCCUAUAUGCAUUAUCUCUGGUUCAAGUGGAUUCUAUUUGGCCAAGUCUUUGAACUCAGAGUUUGGAAACAGCUGCAUAAUUGCAGUUAAUUUACUAAAAUUGUUAAUUUAAUGAAAAUGUAUCCCUUAAAAAUUAAAAAUGCAUGAAAAACUUUCAAUCUAGACUGCAAGAGAAAAAUCAUUGUUAAUAACUCCAACAAGCUCUGAAAAUGCACCAGAGAACUCAUUAGGACUGGCACAUUGAUUUUGCUUAGAGAAACUUUUAGAAACGUAGUGAACUACUGAUUUUAAUUUACCUAAUUAUCUUAUGACAAGUAUCAAAUUAAGAUGACACUCAGAGCUCCUUAACAUUAACUUAAUGAUGGAUAAGAGAGUGCUGGGGAAAAUUUGUAGCAAGGUAAUGAUGCUCAAUUUUUGGAGAUGCUCUAAGAAGAUAUUUUGACUCAUUAGAACCUUAAAUACAAAACUAUUCCUGUAGUUAGAGCCAAAUUUGGCUCAGUAACACUAUUCUUGCUCAACUUUUCCAGGGCAAUGUCAGGUUUCUGAAAAGCUUUUUUAAUCACUUUCAUUGAAAACUACAAUUUUUUAUGAGACUUGACGAAUAAGUGUCUGUUUCAUCAUCUGAGGUGAAAGUUGGGCUUUGCCUUCUGUUAUCAGGACAUGUAGAGUUCCACCACCAUGAUUAGGUACAUUUGAAAACUCCAAAUAUCCAGCGAUCAUCUCAAUGAUCCAUUCCUUCAUUUUCCCAUUAGAACCAGUUUCCAAGUUGCAUCCUAAUGUGGUUAUUUAGAAAUUCCUUGUGAGCUGCAGGGAGGUCUUAAAUAUUUAAUAUUUCUUUUUUCACUUGCAAUUCAUAUCUAAAUUUUCCAUUUGGGAAAAAUAACUGGUGUGUCUCUUGCUGUUCUAAAGCUGGCUUCAAUUUCAGGGUAAGUGUCUGACUUGGAAAUGUUUUAAUACUGUAUUUGGAAUUUUAUAGCAAGUCCUCCCUUCCACUCCUUCCAACACACCUUGCCUCUGCACCCCCCACUCUCUGUGACAAAUAAUAUGAAAUGGACAGCUGUCUCUCACCACAGGCCACCAAAUUGUUCCAUUGUAGCUUUCCCCUAAGUCUUUCCCACAUACCAUUCAUAUUUGUUUGAUGCAUCAACUGCACUGUACAAUAACAUCCAAGAGACCUUUCUUUCUACAGUGGGUGGUUUUGGUCUUUUUAUACUUUUUUCUCGAUGCUGCUGACCUUCGUUCCUGUUAAAUGUGUAGCGUUGUGAGGGGAAUGUCACCCAAAUACUGAGUGUGUCAGUUGGCUGUCCCUACUGUAGAUGCAAUGUAGACGACCAUAGUAAAGUAGACUAGUAUAGUGAAUUCUGAAUGCUUUUCCACACAGAUUUACCCGGAAUGUGAACAUUUGGCUAACCUCCUUGGUUAAUUGUAAAUGCUUAAUUGUAGUCCGGAAUAGUUGCAUUUCUGUCUGUCUCAAUAAAUUUGAAUUUGUCUGCCAUA
Molecule: messenger RNA, 5889 nt
Organism: Trichosurus vulpecula (common brushtail)
Lineage: Eukaryota; Metazoa; Chordata; Mammalia; Diprotodontia; Phalangeridae
Gene: SPOCK1
Product: SPARC (osteonectin), cwcv and kazal like domains proteoglycan 1
Exons: 11
Coding region: 201-1508 (435 amino acids)
Molecular function (GO): calcium ion binding; protein binding
Source: RefSeq, a predicted model, not a curated record